Molecule: messenger RNA, 1506 nt
Organism: Diatraea saccharalis (sugarcane borer)
Lineage: Eukaryota; Metazoa; Arthropoda; Insecta; Lepidoptera; Crambidae
Source: the annotation of a GenBank genome assembly
AUGGAAGACGGAUGCCUUAUAGUGGGCGCUGGCGAUGGUACCGUGGAUCUGCUCGACGAAAUCAAUUGGAAGGGUGAAUUUCCCAAAGGCAAAAUUGUCAACCCCAGCAAACCGUUUUUCAGAGCACUCAAGAGCACUAAACUAGACGGCUCCAUAACUUCUCUGGAGCUGAUGGAGUCGCCGACCCUUCGCGGGGACAAACGCCUGUUACUGGCCGGGACACGAACUAGCGAGAUAUACGCUAUUAAUGUGGUCACAUUCUCGUCAUUGAUGGUGGUCACGUGCCAUCGAUGUGCCAUUAACGAUGUUGCAUUCCCUAGAGGUAUGUCUGGUGUAUUCGCGACGGCGGGUGCGGGCGACGUACGCGUCUGGUGUUUGGAGACAUGUCAAGAGUUGUUGCGUAUAGUUGUACCGAACUUCACGUGCUCGGCAGUACUGUUCAGUGGUGACGGAAAAUCUAUAGUUUCUGGUUGGAACGAUGGCAACAUAAGAGCAUUCACACCGUUAACUGGACGUCUCAUUUACUGCAUUUUCAACACGCAUAAUAAAGGCACGUCUGCGUUGGACAUGACUAACGAUGGACGCACAUUGAUCUCGGGAGGGUGUGAGGGACAGGUACGUGUUUGGGAUAUCAAACCGGAAUGCCAAAGUCUUAAGAAGGUGCUGAAGGAACACAAGAGCCCCGUGUCAGCUAUCCAGGUGUCCCCCAACGAUACUGAAGCAGUGAGCGCCGGUACAGAUGGAUCCUGCAUCAUUUGGGAUCUGAUUUCCCUGUCACGGCGGCAAGUAAUGUAUGCAAAUACGUUAUUCAUGUGCGUCUGCUUCGAGCCGCAGGGCUGUCAGCUGCUCACUGGCGGCACCGACCGACGCGUCGCCUACUGGGAAACCGGCAGCGGCAACCUUGCUAGAGAGUUGGAAGCGAGUAAAGUGGGUGCCAUCAAUGGUUUGGACAUCACCCGGAACGGGGAACUUUUCGUCACCGGUGGAAACGAUCAGAUAGUCAAGCUGUGGAAGUACCAGGAGGGCAUAUACACGCACAUGGGGCUGGGUCACGCGGGCGCGGUCACGUGCUGCCGGUUCAGUCCCUCCGCGCGGUACGUGGUCAGCUGCUGCGCCGCGGGCAGCGUCAUCGUGUGGCGAGUGCCGGAGCAAUAUCUACCAAAAGAACAGCCGCCGACAGAUCGCAAGAGCGUAGCGGAGUCUCCGAAGACGUUACAGAAAGAGCUUCGAUUGCCGUUGGCCGAGAAACCUGUGCAAAAAGCGUCUGGUGAUCGACCAAUCAAAUUGCCCGCGGCGCCUUCAAAAAUAGAGAAGAUAGAAGCUAUGGACACAACACGUAGUAGUGUCCACUCUUGUUGCCCGUGCGAUGCGACAGCGCGAUCCAACAAAUCUGACAAAAGUGGCUCUAAAACUGGAAAAUGCUGCAGACCUCCAGCCAGAGAUUUCUUGCCAACAAAAACUACAAGUAAGGAGUUUGUCAGCAGUGGUGGGGGUGACAGGAAAUAA